AAUGGCGACACGUAACUGCCUAAAGCUGAUGUCCAGCAAUUUCCCGAAUUGACGUGUGCCUUUUCAGGGACAGCAGCACAGAGAGCGAAGGGUCCAGAGUCUCGAGCGCGGAGUUGGUGGCGUUCUUGCUUCUGCGCCAGCCUUGUGCCACACACUCUUUCCGUCUGUUGUGCUUCCUCUUGGUUUGUUCAUCACUGCGUACAUUGAAGCGUGAAUCUUCUAUCCGGGUGCACCUGAACAUACUGUCUCACUGGACCAGUCUGACUUCAUCUUGACCCGUCAAACCCUCCUUCAGCCGCACCCAACAGGUCGCGUGCAACACCUCAAGCCACACCGCAGUCCACAAGCUCUCAGGUGCUGUCUCUGAACAUACACACUUAUCUGCCAAAGUCUACAGUGGUAUCAGGAGUGAGAGAUCGAUAGAUCCUGAGGAGGCAUCGACAAAACGACUGCCACCAUGGACGGCCAGUCGGUCGACCAUGCGCAGUACGCCGACAAUGCGGUUCGCGCAAUUCAGCAGAAGAAGCAAGUGCCGGAGAUAGAUUUCACAUUACACACCAUGGAGGAUGGAGUCACGGUCAGCACGCAAGACCGAGUCUGCAGAGAUGUACAAGCGCCGGCCUUCAACACACCCACAGAAGAUCAGCUUUUAUCGCCUGUAGAUCGAUCGAAACCCAACCUCCACUUCCUGAAGCAGCAUCUCUACCGCGAGGGUCGCCUUACCGAAGAACAAGCGCUGUGGAUUAUCAACGGAGGCGCGCAGGUUCUGCGCGCUGAGCCAAACCUGCUGGAGAUGGACGCGCCCAUCACCGUGUGCGGUGACAUUCAUGGCCAGUACUUCGACCUCAUGAAGCUCUUCGAGGUGGGUGGCGAUCCAGCAGAGACACGCUAUCUCUUCCUUGGCGACUACGUGGACCGUGGCUACUUCUCGAUCGAGUGCGUACUCUAUCUGUGGGCGCUGAAGAUGUGGUACCCGAACACUCUGUGGCUGCUGCGAGGCAACCAUGAGUGCCGUCAUUUGACCGACUAUUUCACCUUCAAGCUGGAGUGUAAGCACAAGUACAGUGAGCGGGUGUACGAGGCCUGCAUAGAGUCAUUCUGCGCAUUGCCGCUUGCAGCUGUCAUGAACAAGCAGUUCUUGUGCAUUCACGGUGGCCUGAGCCCCGAGCUACAUACACUGGAAGACCUGAAGUCGUUGGAUCGUUUCCGAGAGCCGCCUACCCACGGUCUGAUGUGCGACAUUCUAUGGGCAGACCCGCUGGAAGAGUUCGGUCAGGAGAAGACGCAAGAGUACUUCGUGCACAAUCAUGUCCGAGGAUGCUCUUACUUCUUCUCAUAUCCGGCCGCUUGCGCCUUCCUCGAGAAGAACAACCUCCUCUCGAUCAUUCGAGCGCACGAGGCGCAAGAUGCGGGCUAUCGAAUGUACCGCAAGACCCGAACUACAGGCUUCCCAUCCGUCAUGACCAUCUUCUCUGCGCCCAAUUAUUUGGAUGUAUACAACAACAAGGCUGCAGUGCUAAAGUACGAAAACAACGUCAUGAACAUCCGCCAAUUCAACUGUACACCACAUCCUUACUGGCUUCCCAACUUCAUGGACGUGUUCACCUGGUCUCUGCCCUUCGUAGGCGAGAAGAUCACCGAUAUGCUCAUUGCCAUCCUCAACACAUGCAGCAAGGAAGAAUUGGAAGAUGACACGCCAUCCUCGACUGGCCCCGCCUCGCCACCCUUGGCCCAGGCAGCUUUGGAUCCGGACAGCACGGAGUUCAAGCGUCGAGCCAUCAAGAACAAGAUCCUGGCCAUCGGUCGGCUGUCCCGCGUCUUCCAAGUGUUGCGUGAGGAGUCCGAGCGCGUUACGGAACUCAAGACUGCAUCUGGCGGACGCCUUCCGGCUGGCACGCUCAUGCUCGGCGCGGAGGGCAUCAAGCAGGCAAUUAACAGCUUCGAGGACGCGCGGAAGGUUGAUCUGCAGAACGAGCGGUUGCCACCGAGCCAUGAGGAGGUGCGGAAAAGCACUGAGACGGCGCGGGAUGAGGCGUUGAAGCGGGCGAGCAGUGAGGCGGACAAGGACGAGAACUUGGCGAGGGUAGCCAGGAGAAUUAGCCAGUCAGCAGGUUCAGGGCGGAGUCGCAAGCCAUAGAUCGCAGGCGAGACGUUGCGUAAGACGCAAAGCGAGUCAAUGGCACUGACGGGGUAGUGUGUUGAUGAACGACCAUGUCGUAAUGUCUGUGCAUACAAGGUGGCGUUGGGAAGGUGAGACGACGAGCGUUUUACAGGUCUCAAAGCGACAGUCUUUGAAAAGCCGGAUGUACCUCUGCCUACUUCGGGCAUAUCGUCCGCCGUACAUUCAUCCUUUGUCGCGAUCCGUUCGGCGCCACGCUGCAGGUACAGACUC
This is a messenger RNA of Baudoinia panamericana UAMH 10762, 2392 nucleotides long. RefSeq lists its product as uncharacterized. Lineage: Eukaryota; Fungi; Ascomycota; Dothideomycetes; Mycosphaerellales; Teratosphaeriaceae. Gene Ontology annotation, cellular component: calcineurin complex; cytoplasm. The record is from RefSeq and is a predicted model, not a curated record. The coding region runs from base 458 to 2137 and encodes 559 amino acids. Gene Ontology annotation, molecular function: calmodulin binding; calmodulin-dependent protein phosphatase activity. Gene Ontology annotation, biological process: fungal-type cell wall organization; calcineurin-mediated signaling. The transcript has 3 exons.